CACGGGUUAACCGGGCCCAAAACUCAAGAACGAGAGAAUCCCGCAAAAAGUCCCAAAUUCCCAAUUUCAUUUUCUCUCUCCUCCCCAAAUCCCUCUCACUCCACUCUACAGCCCCCUUUCCCAUUUCCCCCCCUUCGCCAAAAUAUUCCCCUCUAUUUGGCGCUUCUUCUUCCUCUCACUCCCCAAUUUUCCGACACUUUUCCAAACCCAAUGAAGCGAGUUUUCGACGAAAUCUCCGACGAUGAAUGGGAGAAUCACUCCUUCAAACCCUCAAAAGUCCUCAAUUCUUCUUCUUCAACCUCCAAAUCUCCUCCUCCUCCCAUUGAAUCCUUCUCCUUCUCCUCUCGAUCAGCUCCGAUCGACCUCACCGAAGACGGUGACGAAGACUACGCGCCGCCGCCGGAGGAAGACGAUGACGACGACGAUUUGGAGGAUCACGACAUCGACGACGAUGAUUUGGAGGAUCACGACGCCGACACACGAAUUCGCAGCCGUGGUUUCAGCCGUGGAAGGCGGUUUGUGGUUGAUGAUGAUGAGGAUGAAGAUGAGGUUGCUGAUGAUGAUGAUGAGUUGCAGGAAGUGGUGGAGGUGAAGUCCGAGGAUGAAGAAGAAGAAGAGGAAAUGGUGUCGUUGUCGGAUACUGAUAAUGACGAAGAGGAUGAUGAUGUUUUGGAGAAGGAGGAGGAGGAUGUGGUUGGGAGAGCGUUGCAGAAGUGUGCGAAGAUUUCUGCGGAAUUAAGGAAGGAUUUGUAUGGUUCUUCUAAGGUUGAAUGUGAGCGUUAUGCUGAAGUGGAUGCUUCUUCUGCCAAAAUUGUUAGUCAGGAUGUUAUUAAUGCAGCAUGUGGAGCAGAAAAUUCAGACUUUCAGCCACUUCUCAAACCAUAUCAGCUUGUUGGGGUCAACUUUCUUUUGUUGCUGAACCGAAAAAAGAUAGGUGGAGCUAUAUUGGCUGACGAGAUGGGUUUGGGAAAGACUGUUCAGGCUAUAACAUAUUUGAUGCUGCUGAACCACUUGCAAAAUGAUCCGGGCCCACAUUUAGUUGUAUGUCCAGCUUCUGUCUUGGAGAAUUGGGAAAGAGAACUUACCAAGUGGUGUCCAACGUUUUCUGUGUUACAAUUCCAUGGAGCUGGUAGAGCAGCUUAUGCUAAAGAGCUAAACUCAUUGGCCAAGGCUGGAUCGCCACCUCCAUUUAAUGUGCUCCUUGUCUGCUACUCCCUAUUUGAACGGCACAGCGCACAACAGAAAGAUGACCGUAAAAUUCUGAAGCGUUGGAAAUGGAGCUGUGUGUUGAUGGAUGAGGCUCAUGCGUUGAAAGAUAAAAACAGCUACAGAUGGAAGAAUUUGAUGUCAGUUGCAAAAAAUGCAAAACAGCGUUUGAUGCUCACUGGAACUCCACUACAAAACGAUUUACAUGAGCUGUGGUCGUUAUUGGAGUUCAUGCUGCCUGAUCUGUUUGCUACAGAAAAUGUGGAUUUGAAAAAGCUACUUAGUGCUGAUGAUUAUGAUCUGAUUGCUCGUAUGAAGUCUAUACUAGGUCCAUUUAUCUUGAGGCGCUUGAAAUCUGAUGUAAUGCAGCAACUUGUAGCUAAAGAACAACGUGUUGAGUUUGUAUCCAUGGAUAAAGAUCAUGAUGAUGCUUAUAAAGAAGCCAUUCAAGAGUAUCGUGCAGUGUCUCAUGCUCGCAUGCCCAAGGGCUCUGACAUUAAUUCAAAAAAUGUUGCCCAAGUUCUUCCUCGCCGUCAGAUUUCAAAUUACUUUGUGCAGUUUCGUAAGAUUGCAAAUCAUCCUUUGCUAGUGAGGCGUAUCUACAAUGAUGGUGAUAUUGUGCGGUUUGCCAAGAAGUUGUAUCCCAAGGGCGUGUUUGGUCAUGAAUGUACACUGGACAGAGUAAUAGACGAAAUGAAGAGUUACAGUGACUUCUCUAUUCAUCGGCUUCUAGUUAGCUAUGGUGUUGAGGAUGUGAAGGGAAUCCUUCCAGAGGAUCAGGUUAUAAAGUCUGCAAAAUGCCAGGCAUUGGCUAGACUUCUUCCCUCCCUAAAACAAGAUGGUCAUCGUGUUCUCAUAUUUAGCCAGUGGACGUCAAUGCUUGAUAUCUUGGAGUGGGCGUUGGAUGUGAUUGGGGUUUCAUUUAGACGCCUUGAUGGAAGUACGCAGGUGACAGAGAGACAAACCAUAGUAGAUACUUUCAAUAAUGAUGCUUCAAUAUUUGCAUGCUUGCUCUCCACCAGAGCUGGAGGUCAGGGUUUGAACCUCACUGGAGCAGAUACUGUCAUCAUACAUGAUAUGGAUUUCAACCCUCAAAUUGACCGACAAGCAGAGGAUCGAUGCCAUCGUAUUGGCCAAACAAAGCCUGUUACUAUAUACAGAUUGGUGACAAAAGGUACCGUAGAUGAGGAUGUAUAUGAGAUUGCAAAACGGAAGUUAGUUUUGGAUGCUGCUGUUUUGGAAUCUGGGACGAUGGUGGUUGACAACGGUAUGCCUGAGAAGACUAUGGGUGAGAUAUUGUCAUCGUUGUUGCUAGGUUAACGUAUAUUUUAGCUCCUUUUUUAUUUUGUAAACUUUGGCUCUGGGUAUAUGUAUGGGUAUGGCGUUGGGUAGAAUCCGCAGUUAUUCUUAUUCAUGUACUAUUGUAUAAAUCAACUAAUUUGUGAAGUUCAUUCACUAUGCUUAUAAAAGCAUAUGUUAUCCUUGUGAGAAGGGUAUCCUAAUUUUGUAUCUUUAAGUGAAAAAGGUGUACGUUACCCUUACUAUAGGUAGAAUUUUCUUCAUCUUUGAAAUUGGGCCUAGAACCUUAAAA
Chenopodium quinoa (quinoa) is the source of this 2797-nucleotide messenger RNA. Its product is annotated as protein CHROMATIN REMODELING 19-like. Bases 211 to 2526 code for a protein of 771 amino acids. The record is from RefSeq and is a predicted model, not a curated record. The transcript has 12 exons. NCBI's taxonomy places the organism in Eukaryota, Viridiplantae, Streptophyta, Magnoliopsida, Caryophyllales, Amaranthaceae. Gene Ontology annotation, molecular function: chromatin binding; DNA binding; ATP binding. Gene Ontology annotation, cellular component: nucleus.